Carlito syrichta (Philippine tarsier) is the source of this 1868-nucleotide messenger RNA. It is a transcript of the gene ARL2BP, whose product is annotated as ADP ribosylation factor like GTPase 2 binding protein. Gene Ontology annotation, biological process: positive regulation of tyrosine phosphorylation of STAT protein; maintenance of protein location in nucleus. Gene Ontology annotation, cellular component: mitochondrial intermembrane space. Bases 25 to 489 code for a protein of 154 amino acids. Lineage: Eukaryota; Metazoa; Chordata; Mammalia; Primates; Tarsiidae. The record is from RefSeq and is a predicted model, not a curated record. The transcript has 5 exons.
UUUGAAACAGCAGCUAAUCCGGGCAUGUGUUUCAGCUCCUCCGCUUCUGAUGCAGAAUUUGAUGCUGUGGUUGGAUAUUUAGAGGAUAUUAUCAUGGAUGAUGAGUUCCAGUUGUUACAGAGAAAUUUCAUGGACAAGUACUACCAGGAAUUUGAAGACACAGAAGAGAAUAAACUUACCUACACACCUAUUUUUAAUGAAUAUAUUUCUUUGGUAGAAAAGUACAUCGAAGAACAGCUGCUGGAGCGAAUUCCUGGAUUCAACAUGGCAGCUUUCACAACAACGUUACAGCAUCAUAAAGAUGAAGUGGCUGGUGAUAUAUUCGACAUGCUGCUCACAUUCACGGAUUUUCUGGCCUUUAAAGAAAUGUUUCUGGACUACAAAGCAGAAAAAGAAGGCCGGGGACUGGACUUAAGCAGUGGUUUAGUGGUGACUUCGUUGUGCAAAUCAUCUUCUAUGCCAGGUUCCCAGAACAAUUUAUGGCACUAGGUCCUACCUCCAGCCAAGGAAUAGGAUCGUUCCAGAUGUCACUGGCCCAGUAGGCCAAUAGGCUCAGCUAAUGAUGACAAAAGAGUACAUCUUGGAAGGACUAACUGUUUUGCAACUUUUCAUUCCUGUUAAGUAUUGAUGGGUCAAAAACAAAAUAACCUGACUCUCUUGGACCUAUUUCUCUGAAACACCUUCUUGUAUUCAUGAACCUUAGUACUCCUCCCUGAGUGCAUUAGUAACCCUAGUCCACUUCCCUUCCCCGAGGCAGGUACUUCUCUCGGGCACUUCUGAGUCCAACUCUUCUGGAGGAAGCCCAUGUUGAGCAUUCCACCUGGGACCCCUUCCUCCAGCAUACAUGUUGGCACGUCAGCAGCGUGAACUAUCCACCAUCACAAACCCUCUGUGUCCCAGCAGGCUUUGCAUGAAUCUUUUUAUGUGCUCAUAUCUCUUUUACAUGGGUCAGAGUUUCAGUUCUUCAGCCUCAGUGGGGUUUUUGAUAUUUAUCUAGGGUGUUACUCAAGCUAGCUGCCCAUCUUGAGAUUUCUGAGUCUCCUAUAAUCACAGCUUGUCUUGGUUGUAGCAGUCAUCGGAAAGUGAUGUCUUUUACCUAAAAUUUUCAUGUGAGAGUCAACUCCUAGUUUUCACAUUUGCAGUCCUUGUGUCACUAUGUCUUCUGCUGAUCCUGAUAUAGUCCCACUGUUUCUAGAAGUCUCUUUUAAGCAUUAUUUUUGAAAAAAAUAUUUUUAUAGAUGAAAACUCAGGCUAACCUGUGGCAAUGAUCUUGGAAUUUCCAUGAUUACCCACUUAAAGAUCAAAGUAUUAUAUGCUGUGUGCUUUUUAGCUGUUAGUGCUAUGAAGGCAAAAAUGCUUUCUACGUUGGUGUUUGUUACUGGGCAUCAAUGAAUAUGUACUGUGUGCUGGAAAUAGACUGAAAGGUAUCCUGCUCUUAUAGCAUGUUAGUGUGUUUGCAUGUUUGCUGAAAAUCCUGUCUGUGUAAACCAGUUUAUUAGGUUCUCUGCCAGGGGAGGCAGGGACUUUGCAAUUUCUUCCUCCUGUCCAGAUCUCUCCUACCAAGACAGUGUUCCACUGGUCUGGCUCAGCAUGAGUAGGAGGUAGCAAACAGCUUUAUCAGUCAUCUGUCUGCUUUGGUUUAGUGCAGUGUUUGGUAGCAUAUUACUUACCAGAAAACAUAUCAUCUCUACAAAGUAGAAAAAACAUAGUAAUUCAAUUCCCAAUGUGUACCUUUGGUUUUUUUUCUUAAAGUAAAAUAAUCUGCACUGACUUUUCACUUCGCUAUUCUGGUUUUCAAGGACAAGCUACAAGUUGUGUGCUUUUCUGUACUGUGUCACUUAUUAAAUACUUUUGUACCAUGAGUAAAA